Messenger RNA from Diatraea saccharalis (sugarcane borer), 396 nucleotides. NCBI's taxonomy places the organism in Eukaryota, Metazoa, Arthropoda, Insecta, Lepidoptera, Crambidae. The record is from the annotation of a GenBank genome assembly.
AUGAAUAUAGUUCAAAAAGGGCAUGAGUUUAUUCAAGAGAGAUCAUGUCUUCACUUUCGAGAGCACGACCCAGUUGCACUAGCCAGACAGACUAACAUCACUUACCUGUAUUAUACCUUCUCUGAAGUUUUGGAGAGCUGCUGCUUAAAGUUCUAUAACAAACCACGUGGUCGAAGGCUAGUACUUAUCACGCCGCUGUGUAAGUUGCCAGCUCAAGCGGGUCAUGCUACUCUUCACGCCAUGGGAUUGCAUCAUGAGAAGAAAUUUGGGUUUCGAGACAACGAGGCUAAAGCGGUCAUGUUUCCAGACAAAUGUGCUCAACGAAUUGAUGCUUUAAAAAUAUUUGAAGAAACUUUGGAUGAUUUGUCACUACAGAUUCAUUCAAAUGGACGUUGA